Messenger RNA from Notodromas monacha, 663 nucleotides. NCBI's taxonomy places the organism in Eukaryota, Metazoa, Arthropoda, Ostracoda, Podocopida, Cyprididae. The record is from the annotation of a GenBank genome assembly.
GCAGAAUCACACCAUGAAUAACUGACGAGUGCGGUGAACUAUCGAUCGAAACCCCCGCCAUUCUCUUUUUCCUUUCCUUCGCCUCAACUCGCGAAGUGAACGUCCCCACAAGAAUAAAUAGAUAAACAAGAACGAUUCGAAGACGGUCGCUACGAUUGCAACAUCGCAUAUCAGCCCCCUUAUCUCCGGUGAUGCCUUAAAAAGGGAAGCAACCGACCGUUUCGCUUCUGACCAGCCAGCAGUAGCAGCGGCGAAGAGAAAAACAAAAACAAAAACAACGACCGGAAAUCAAAAAAAAGGCAGGAAACACGAAGGGACAUAUAAGAAGAAGUCAUCGGUGCUGGAAGGUAACCGAGUCCGACCGGAACAGGAAACAUGGUUGCCGGAACGUGUUGCAUCACGCCUGACUGUCCUUACUUCGACCCCAGUGCGGUUAUAGUCGAGGCGACGAGUUUCGGGUUGCAUUUGAGUAGUAAUGACACCGAGGAUGCGGCUCAAUGCGUGGAUGGGCUCCUGGUGCCCAUCUGGGGACCCGUCGACACCCUUAGUGCAGGCGACCGGUUCGUCCGAGCUCUGGUCUAUUUCCUCGGCCUGUGCUACCUCUUCAUCGGCGUGUCGAUCAUCGCUGACCGGUUCAUGGCCGCCAUCGAGGUCAUCACGUCG